Messenger RNA from Leptosomus discolor (cuckoo roller), 2905 nucleotides. It is a transcript of the gene GPAM, whose product is annotated as glycerol-3-phosphate acyltransferase, mitochondrial. Lineage: Eukaryota; Metazoa; Chordata; Aves; Leptosomiformes; Leptosomidae. The record is from RefSeq and is a predicted model, not a curated record. Gene Ontology annotation, cellular component: plasma membrane; mitochondrial membrane. Gene Ontology annotation, molecular function: glycerol-3-phosphate O-acyltransferase activity. Gene Ontology annotation, biological process: fatty acid metabolic process; glycerol-3-phosphate metabolic process; phospholipid biosynthetic process.
AUGGAUGAAACUGCUUUGUCCCUUGGAACAAUAGAUGUUUCCUAUUUGUCCACCUCAGCAGAGUGCAGUAUCAGUAGAUGUAAGCAUUCCAGUGAAGAAUGGGGAGAGUGUAACUCUAGGCCCACUUUCCGAUCUGCCACUUUAAAAUGGACAGAGACUCUGCUGAGCAGAAAAAGGCCGUUUGUGGGACGAUGUUGCUACGUUUGCACUCCCCAGAGCCGGGAUAACUUCUUCAAUGCUAGUAUUCCUUCUUUGGGUCUACGUAAUGUCAUAUAUAUCAAUGAAACACAUACCAGGUACAGAGGGUGGCUUGCAAGACGCUUUUGUUAUGUCCUUUUUGUGCAAGAGAGGGAUGUUCAUAAGGGUAUGUUUGCCAAGAAUCUGACAGAAAAUGUGCUGAAUAACAGCAGAGUCCAGAAGGCCAUUGUAGAUGAAGCUUCUGAACCAAGUACUCCGGGUAGUUUUGCUCAAACGGAUGCUAAAGCUAUCAACAAAGUGAAGAAAAAAGCUAGGAAAAUUCUGCAGGAAAUGGUAGCAAAUGUGUCACCUGCUUUAAUCAGGUUGACUGGCUGGGUGUUACUGAAGUUGUUCAACAGCUUUUUCUGGAAUAUUCAGAUCCACAGAGGUCAAAUAGAAAUGGUCAAAGCAGCAACAGAGAUGAAUUUGCCUCUUAUCUUCUUGCCUGUUCACAAAUCUCACAUUGACUACCUGCUCCUUACAUUCAUUCUUUUCUGCCAUAACAUCAAAGCACCCUACAUUGCUGCAGGGAACAAUCUCAACAUCCCCAUCUUCAGCACAUUGAUCCGCAAGCUAGGAGGAUUUUUCAUUCGUCGAAAGUUAGAUCAGAGUCCUGAUGGCCGUAAGGACUUUCUCUACAGAGCUUUGCUCUACGUGCACAUAGAAGAACUGUUGAGACAGCAGCAGUUUUUAGAAAUAUUCUUGGAAGGCACACGGUCUCGAAGUGGAAAGACAUCUGGAGCUAGAGCAGGUCUUUUAUCUGUGGUGGUGGAUGCUCUCUUCUCAAAUGCUACUCCUGACGUCCUAAUUAUACCUGUGGGAAUCUCCUAUGAUCGCAUAAUUGAAGGUCACUAUAACAGCGAACAGCUGGGCAAGCCUAAGAAGAAUGAAAGUCUUUGGAGUAUAGCUAGAGGAGUCUUCAGAAUGCUGCGGAAGAAUUAUGGGUGUGUCAGAGUAGAUUUUGCACAACCGUUUUCCUUAAAAGAAUAUGUGAACAGCCAAAGCCAAAAACCUGUGCCUGCUCCUCUCUCUUUGGAACAAGCUCUGUUACCAGCUAUACUUCCAUCCAGACCUAAUGAGACUGUGGAUGAAGGUACAGAGGCCUCACUGCCCAGCUCCAGAGAUAUUACCAGUGAACCCUUCAGAAGAGAGCUGAUAUCCAACUUGGCUGAGCAUAUUUUGUUCACUGCUAACAAGUCCUGUGCUGUGAUGUCUACCCACAUCGUUGCCUGUUUGCUGCUCUACCGACACAGGCAGGGAACUGAUCUUUCCAGGUUGGUAGAAGAUUUCUUCUCCAUGAAGGAGGAGGUCUUAGCUCGUGACUUUGACUUGGGAUUUUCAGGGAACUCGGAUGAUGUUGUCAUGCAUGCCAUCCACUUGUUGGGGAACUGUGUAAAUAUCACAAACACUAGCCGAAACAAUGAGUUCUUCAUCACUCCCAGCACAACGAUACCUGCUGUCUUUGAACUCAACUUCUACAGCAAUGGAGUACUUCAUGUGUUCAUUAAAGAGGCCAUUAUUGCCUGCAGUCUUCAUGCAGUUCAGAGUAGGAGGUACAGAAAUGGUACCAACGGUGCUUCUCCCAGUUUGAUUAGUCAAGAACACCUGGUCCGAAAAGCUGCCAGCUUGUGUUACUUGCUUUCUAACGAAUUUACUAUAUCUUUGCCUUGCCAGGUGAUAUAUCAAGUUUGCCAUGAAUCUGUGGAACGGCUGAUACAAUAUGGCAUUCUUCUGGUGGCUGAGCAGGAUGAUCAGGAGGAUGUUAGCCCCAGUCUUACAGAACAGCAAUGGGAUAAAAAACUCCCUGAGCCAUUAUCUUGGAGAAGUGACGAGGAAGAUGAAGACAGUGAUUUUGGAGAAGAACAGAGAGAUUGCUACCUGAAGGUGAGCCAGUCUCAAGAGCACCAGCAGUACAUCACUUUCCUACAGAGGUUAUUGGGACCUUUACUGGAGGCAUAUAGCUCUGCUGUCAUCUUUGUUCACAAUUUUAGUGGUCCUGUUUCAGAGUCUGAGUACCUUCAAAAGUUGCACAGGCACUUAAUAAGCAGGACGGAGAAGAAUGUUGCUGUAUAUGCUGAGAGUGCUACCUACAGUCACGUGAAAAAUGCAGUGAAAGUCUUUAAGGAAAUUGGGGUUUUCAAUCAGACAAAACAAAGAAAAGACACCAUUUUGGAACUAAGCACUACGUUCCUACCUCAGCGCAACAGGCAAAAACUACUGGAAUUCAUCAUGAGCUUCAUGGUAUUAUAGACCACAUGCAGCACCUUUGUCCAGGGACAUGAAGACAGGUUUUGAGACUGUGUCAAAGCCUGGGGACAUUUGCUAAUCCUUCAAAGUGUAAGGUGCCACUGUCUGGGUAAGGCCUUCUCUGACUUGAACUACUGGAAGACAAGUGCCUUCUUAUGUAUGCAUUUAUGGAUUUCUUACAGCCCCAAUCCUGUUGUAAUACAGUGAUACUCAGAUGACACUUUGGAUACAAGUAAUUAAACAUGUUGCAAAAAAUAAGAUAAACAAUUAGAAUUAGAUUUAAAAUUAAGAGUGAAGUUUUAUCAGUGUUAUGUUUAAAUAUACUUUUGAAGACUGUAACAGAUGCACAAAUACACAUAUGGGUGGUCUGUAGCUAACCCUGAGAUCUUGAGUUUAGUGGCAACACAGUUUAUGGCAUAAA